UCGUUUUGGAAGUAAAUGAUCGAAUCGGAUCGGGCAGUUAAAAUGACAUUUUCUCCUUCCCCACUGUGGCGAGCGUUAAUGGGUGCGGGCAGGGCAAGAUUAACACAGGUACCCCAGGGCCUAGAUUGGAAAGCAUUUGAACGGUGGUUUUCACUGCUAGUGCAAGCAUUCGCGAUGUUGUGCCAGCUGCUGGUGACUCUAGCGCUUCUUGACCUGUCGCUCGGACAGAGCGACUAUCCCAACUACCCGCAGGACACUCCAAAAGACACCAAUGCGUACCCCGAUUAUGGCAAUCCUGCGCCCGCUAAUCCGGCACCCACCAACCCACAGCCCGUCAAUCCGCAGCCCCAAUAUCCCGACUACAGCUACGUGGAAACGGUGCCAACGACCACCGCAACGCCCGCCACAGAGCCGACCAAAAGACGGCAGGUGUUUCCACCGACACCUACCGGACGAUCGGGACCUACAAGACGGCAGCGUGCGAACCGAAUCGUGCGCUGGUACUUCAUGAAUGACUGGGGCUCGAUGCCGGUACGGGCGACGACCGUUGUACGUCGCCGCAGCAUGGGACGAUCGUCCCUGAGCAGGAUGCCACCGUACUAUCGCAGCAUGCUGGCGGGUUCCCGUGCCCUCAGCUCCAAUGCCCCAAGCACCACGGGGACACGACGCAUCGAAUAUUGGUACUGGUAG
Anopheles coluzzii is the source of this 690-nucleotide messenger RNA. RefSeq lists its product as uncharacterized. The transcript is spliced from 2 exons. The record is from RefSeq and is a predicted model, not a curated record. The coding region runs from base 16 to 690 and encodes 224 amino acids. NCBI's taxonomy places the organism in Eukaryota, Metazoa, Arthropoda, Insecta, Diptera, Culicidae.